UUGCGUUGCACGUAUUUUAUGCAAAACCUCAACAAAAUACACAAUAAAUAUCGUUUUUAACUAAUCAGUGUAGUUAACAUGUGUCAUUAGUGAUGUUCUAGUCGCCCGUUGUUAAGUGUUCGCUCGGUGUCGAGUCGCUCUCGUCCGUUGCCAGUCAGAGGAUGCAGGCGACCGUGCCGCCGGUAUGGUCGGAAAUCGAGCGCUACCGGCGCAGGCGCGGACGCGUGACGCUGGCGGAGCUCAGCGAGAUCACUGCGCGGGCGCACCAGAUGCACAUGCAGGAGCUGCGUCGGCUCCGCGAGCUGCAUGCGCGGCUCGACUGGCCGCACGUGCAUCACCCCGAGAUCUUGCUCUACACGCCGAACCAGCUUAGACAACUGAUUAGACUUGGUAACUCAGCUGAUCCGGCGGCGCAACCCACGUCGGGCAGCUCGUGGCGCCCGGGCCCGCUGGGCGCGCCCUGGCACUUGCCGGACCACGAGGCCUCGACGGCUGGCGGUGGCGGGCCGGAGCACACGAGCGAGUGGUGGUCGUGGCGCGGCUGGGGCGCCGGCGCGCUGCUGCUCAUGGCGGCGCUGCUGCUCGUGCGCGCCACCGACCGCUGCUUCACGCGCAGCUACACGCGCUGUACGAGCUCUCGCAGAAGACGCUCCGAAGAGUGGCCGACGCCCAACGUGCUCGCUACGAGUAUACUCACACACAUGCUUUCAGACCGUCACCCUCUCAGUGUAGACGCGGAGACGUCUCCGAAUGAAUUCGAUGCUUAUCCUUCCGAAUCAAGCGACUCCGGCAACGACGUCAUAUUCAAUGCUGAUCUCCCUCCGCCAUACUCCGAAUGCGCAACCGACGGCAGCAAACUCAUCACCAGAGAGGAGCCGCCUCCUCCGUACUCUGCCUGCUAUGUCGCGUUCUCAAACCCCAAGGACGGGACGCCGUCCGUUAGGUUCUUCAACGGCCAACGGCAGAGCAUGUUCGAGAGCGAUGACUCGCCGACCUCGACGCGUUUCAUAAACGUUCAGACAUCGACCGAAGAACUGACUGAAAUAGCGCAUUCCAGCAAUGGAUUCAACCACUUCGAUACCGGCCAGCUUCCGAACAAUCCGAUCGGUAAUCGAAUAUACAAGUUACCGUACUUCGAUAAUACGAGUACAAAUAUCGAAACAGACGACUCCGACGAAUGCAACGGUGAGUGCAUCGCCAACUCAGUCGAAUGUAUCAACAUCGGACCAGCCCCACUGGCGACUCAGGACAUGACCAUCGACAUUUCAGAAGCCAGCGUCACCAUAAACAUCGAAGAUCGUAACGAGGCGACUGAAUCCUGUUAAUUCAAGAAUGUAUGUAGAUGGCUGAUCGAGUGCUGUGAAUUUUAUUAAAACGCUUAUACUCUUUAAGAUUGAUAUUCUUAUGAAAGUAACAUUCUAAUUAAUUGUGUUUCAUUAGAAGCAGUCGAGUAGAUAAAAUAAAUUGUAAUAGUAUUAUUUUACUAAUCCUCAAAUGUCUACCUGUCAGGACAACAGAAUAAUAUUUAAAUGAAAAAUAAUAUAUCAAUACGUCAAUGGAAUAUUCAGGUUGUGUAGAGAUAAAGUUUCAUAAAAUAUAUUAUACUUUUGUAGACUCUCGUUCGUCGCUGUACACAUACUCGUAGUAGAUCACGAUGUUAUACCCCCAGGUAGCUAACUUUGGAUAUAAAUUAUGAACAAAUAAAUAAUUUCUUAAAAUA
Molecule: messenger RNA, 1720 nt
Organism: Nymphalis io (European peacock)
Lineage: Eukaryota; Metazoa; Arthropoda; Insecta; Lepidoptera; Nymphalidae
Exons: 7
Coding region: 162-1325 (387 amino acids)
Source: RefSeq, a predicted model, not a curated record